GAAAUAAAAGAAAAGGAAGGGAAAAGAAGAAAGGGGUAGGAAAGCGUUGGGUCUUAAUGAUUGCGUGCAGGUGAUUAUGUUCCCGGAUGCUUGCGUCAGGUCAGAGGAAAAUUGGUUUUACAGCUCGCUGUCCAGGAGUAGAAGGCGCGAGAGGAGCUAGGCUUUGUCCUCUAGCAGCGAGACGGGUUUGAAGUCUAGAAGGACCCCGUGUGGUUGGUUGCAGGCCUGGGAAGAAUAGCCAUGUCCGUGAAUGCAACUGCCCAGCAGAAUCAGACUGCAGUAGCUGGGCAGGGUGCCCAGGCACAGGGUGAUGUGGCCUUUAGUGAUGUGGCUAUCUACUUCUUGAGGGAGGAAUGGAGACUACUUGAUGACUCUCAGAGGCGUCUGUACCACCAGGUGAUGAUGGAGGUCUUCGUUCUCAUGUCAUCAUCAGGACUUAUAUCUUCUGGGACUGACAUCACUCAGCUGGAGUCUUUAGGAGAUGACGUCAUCCCUGCCCUGGCAUUUUUGACUCCAAGAGUGGAGCUUGCAAAGAUACCUUGUGAGCAGACGCUUUCAACGACAGAUGGAGGAGAGCACCAACAGCAGCAGCUGAGCAGUGCUGAGAAACCCUUACUAAGAGCAGAGAGCAGAAUUCCAGUUACAAAGAGAAACAGAAGUGACCUAUCAGAGAAGACUUUACAAAGCACAGACAAUACAAUGGACUCCCACAGUCUCUCAGCACGGCUCGGGCGUCACGUGACCCACAGUGCUGGGGAGCGACCCAGGAGCACCAAGAGAGGAAAGGCCACCCACAGUGAGAAGAGGAAUUGCAAAUGUUGCGACUGUGGAAAGUCCUUCAAUUGUAAGUCGCUGCUUAUUCGACACCGGAGGAUACACACUGGAGAAAAGCCUUUUAAGUGUAGUGAAUGUGAGAAGUCCUUCAUCCAAAAGGCUGAUCUGAAUCAACACUUGAAAGUUCACACUGGAGAAAAGCCCUUUAGAUGCAGCGAAUGUGGAAAAAAAUUCAAACACCACCGCUCCCUUGUUGGGCAUAAAAGACUUCACACUGGAGAAAAACCUUAUAAAUGCAAGCAGUGUGGGGAAUCGUACAUGAACAGGUCCAGCCUCAUACAUCAUUAUCUGGUUCAUACUGGAGAAAAGCCUUACAAAUGCAGCGAAUGUGGAAAAUUAUUUAAAGAGAAAUCCAGCCUCGUUUAUCAUGCCCGAGUGCACACGGGAGAAAGGCCUUUUGGGUGCAGCCAGUGUAAGAAGUGUUUCAAAAAAAACUCGCACCUCGUGAAACACCAAAAAGUUCACAGCAGGGGAAAACCCUUUAAGUGUAAUGUGUGUGGGAGAUUCUUUACCAUGAGGUACAGCCUCGUCAAACAUCAGAGAUUUCACACUGCAGAAAAGCAUCAUGAGUGCAAGGAAUGUGGAAAAGUGUUUUGCUACAGGACUGGACUUUCUAGACACCGUAAGAUUCACACUAAAAAGAGUAUUGAUUGUAAUGAGCGUGAGAAAUAGUUCCCAUGAUCUACCCUAUCUACACAAGAGAACGUUCAGUGGACAAAGGUCAAAAGUGCUUCAAAUGUGGAGAACCUUCACCCACACUUCCAUCCUGUUUAACACUAAGAGGCCAGAGGUCUGGUAUACAUCGUGAACCCACCGAUUCUGGGAAGGCCUUUGAGCAAAGUCUGUUCUUCUUAGCAGCACACACACAACCCAGAUAGGUUUGUGAAGGCAGAGCACAUAGAGAAAGCUUCAGCCAAGCUUGUUGAAUGUGACUUUGAACAGAAGUCCUGAGAGUGGCCUUCGUGGAGGAGCCAAGUCAUUGAAAGUUACUCAUCAAAGAACACAGAGGCAAGAUGAGGACCCUUGCCAUCUUCUUAUUCCUAAGAAGUUAAUGCUUUCUGGGGACUUAGUAAGAUGAAGCCGUGUUCUUGACUGCACCUGUUUGGGGUGGAGUCUCCAUGUUACUGAAUUUGAAUGGGGGAGUAAGAGAGUGGCCUCAGUUUAAAUAAGACAUAUUGUUGUUGUUGUUGUUGUUGUUGUUGUUUGUUUGUUUGUUUGUU
This is a messenger RNA of Arvicanthis niloticus (Nile rat), 2054 nucleotides long. Lineage: Eukaryota; Metazoa; Chordata; Mammalia; Rodentia; Muridae. The record is from RefSeq and is a predicted model, not a curated record.